AUGGCGAGACCUUCUUGGAACACGUCUACAGCCUCGGAAUGGGGCAAUGUCUCCUCAUCAUCCUCGUCGUCCUCAGGCACCUCCGGCCGACUCUCAGCCUCCGGGUCCUCCAGGGCGGCCAGCUACUGGUCUAGUGCUGCUUUUCCGGUGUUCCUCCAGCGAGUCCUGCCUUCCAGCCAGGUCGCAGUCACUCGAGAUUCUGCCACGGGCUCCCUAUCAAAAAGUGGCCUGAAAGGUUGGAUCUUGGAGAGAGCGGCGGGGAAACAGAUCUUCUGGUUCCUGGUCUACAGCUGCGCCUGCUCCUGCAUCUGUUGGGGAAUCUUGGUCCCAGAGCAGGAAGGAGGGCAGAAGGCUGGAACAUUCACCUGUCUCAACAACAAUAUUUUCAGGAUUGACUGCCACUGGUCAGCUCCAGAGCUGGGCCAGGAAUCCAGGGCCUGGCUCCUCUUUACCAGUAACCAGGUGACAGACAUCAAGCACAAGUGCACCUUUUGGGACAGUGUGUGCACCCUGGUGCUUCCCGAUGAGGAGGUGCUCUCGCCUCUUGACAACUUCACCAUCACACUCCACCAAUGCAUCAUGGGACAGGAGCAGGUCAGCCUGGUGGACUCACAGUACCUGCCACAGAGACACAUCAAGCUGGAUCCGCCCUCUGACCUGCAGAGCAACGUCAGCUCUGAGCAUUGCGUCCUGACCUGGACUAUCAGCUUGGUUCUGGAGCCGUUGAUCACAUCCCUCAGUUACGAGCUGGCCUUCAAGAGGCAGGAAGAGGCCUGGGAGCAGGCCCGGCGCAAGGACCGUAUUGUUGGAGUGACCUGGCUCAUCCUUGAAGCCGUCGAACUGGAUCCUGGUUCUACCUACGAGGCCAGACUGCGUGUCCAGAUGACUUUGGAGGAUUAUGAUGACGAGACAAACGGGGAAUAUUCUAAGAGCCAUUGGAGUGAGUGGAGCCAGCCCGUGUCCUUUCCUUCUCCCCGGAGGAGACAGGGCCUCAUGAUCCCACGCUGGCAGUGGUCAGCCAGCAUCCUUGUCACUGUGCCCAUCUUUCUUCUGCUGACCGGCCUUGUCCACCUUCUGUUCAAAUUGUCACCCAGGGUGAAGAGAAUCUUUUACCAGAAUGUUCCCUCUCCAGAGGCAUUCUUCCAUCCUCUCUACAGUGUGUACCAUGGGGACUUCCAGACCUGGGCAGGGGCCCACAGAGCCAGACCACAAGUAAGACAGGAUGAUGUCAGCACUUCAUCGGGAGGCUCCGAGUCCAGCAUCUGGGAGGCCAUCACCACACUCACCCAUGGCUCCGCAUACCCUGUGCAGUUUUCCAGCCUGAAGUGGGAGGCCACAGCCCCCGGCUUCCCAGGGCUCCCGGGCUCAGAGCAUGUGCUGGAGGCAGGGUGUCUGGAGUUGGAAGGAGAGCCAUCUGCCUACCUGCCCCAGGAGGACUGGGCCCCACUGGGAUCGGCCAGGCCCCCUCCUCCAGACUCAGACAGUGGCAGCAGCGACUACUGCAUGUUGGACUGCUGUGAGGAGUGCCGCCUCUCAGCCUUCCCAGAGCACACCCAGAGGCCUGAGCUCACUCUGGCGCAGCCUGUGGCCCUUCCUGUGUCCAGCAGGGCCUGACACCGUCCAAGGGAUGUGGCCAUUCUCCUGCUUCCUAUUCUCGGACGGCACCAGACGCAGUCUCAGCCUAACUCAGCUAGGUGCAUCAUGUCUGUUUGGGGGAGAUGAACGAAAGGCCUUGGGGCUGACCCUUGGGCUCGUGAGGAACUCCUGAGAGGAGGCAGCUGUGCGCGGGCGAUCAAAGGCUGUGUGGACGGAAGCAGCAGACUGCUUCUCUCCGCCUGUUCUGCCUCUGUGGUGGUGAUGUCCUCAGGUUCCACUUCUCUUUCUUUUCUCUCCUCUUUCUGGCUCUGUCCCAGGCCUGAAAAGAGCAGUGACAGGUAGCCUGGUCUAUCCUCCUGUCCCUAAAGGACUAGCCUGGGCCCAGGGACACUGAUGAGACAACACUGGUGAAAUGUCCUUUCUCAGUGCCUUCCCCAUUAAGACUGGAAGGGACGCUUUUGACUUUGCAGACUGUGGAUGGUGGGGGUGGAGGGGAUGGUGGAGCUUUGAGCCAUCAGAGUUGUCCAUCUCUGAGCUUUUGGGAUUCCAAGAUCAGCUGGAAGGAGUCUUACCCGUCUGUGGUAUUUUCUUUCCUGGUGCUGUGACAAAACCCCGCGACCAAAACUGACUUACAGAAGGAAGAGUCGGUUUGGUUUAAGGUUCCAGAGGUGUGGAGGCGUGGCAGCAGGCAAGGCAGCAGGAACAGGAGGCUGAGAACUCACAUCUCCACCGAAAGCAGGUAGCAGAGUGAACUGCAAGUGCUGACCCCGCCCCCACCCCACCCCGCCCCCAGCAAGGCUCCGCCUCCUAAAGGUUCCACAGCCUCCCUAAAGAGUGCGGCCAAAUGGAGACCACGGAGAUUUGCUUUCCCUUUGCUCUGCGGUGCAUGGGUCUGGAAUGGAGACGCCAGGAAGGCCAGGAUCCCCGAGGGAAGGAUUUGUUUCAAGCCUGGCUUCACACUUAUUUCCCUAUGAGCAACCUCUUGCCUACUGAGACUUGAUGCUACCCAAUGGCAGGGGCAGGGUGUGUCUCAUACUCCUGUGUGUAAGCAGAGAUUGUGACCUAGGAGGCAGAAGCAGGCUGAUGAUUUCUGAGCCUGUAACACUGUGCAAGAGGUGGCUGAAUUACUGUGUGGCGGCCAUGGAGAGCAGGAGGAACCGCAAUAUGGUGGGCUCAGAGCUGGUGUCCUGGGAGUUCUCGCAACCUCAGGGAAGGCGGUGACUCACGGACCAUGGUUCUCUGUGUUUGUCUUUUCAUCUCUAUAGCAGUUAUCUUAGGGUCUGAAACGUGAAUAAAGGCCUUCUAUAUUCCU
Apodemus sylvaticus (European woodmouse) is the source of this 2908-nucleotide messenger RNA. RefSeq names its product interleukin-9 receptor-like. The transcript is spliced from 10 exons. The record is from RefSeq and is a predicted model, not a curated record. The coding region runs from base 1 to 1614 and encodes 537 amino acids. Gene Ontology annotation, cellular component: membrane; external side of plasma membrane. Gene Ontology annotation, biological process: immunoglobulin mediated immune response; cytokine-mediated signaling pathway. Gene Ontology annotation, molecular function: interleukin-9 receptor activity; interleukin-9 binding. Lineage: Eukaryota; Metazoa; Chordata; Mammalia; Rodentia; Muridae.